UUUUUCGUUUCUUCCUCCAUUUCUUCCUUUAUUUCUUCCUUCGCACAGAAAAUCAAUCUAAAAUCCACAAUUAGAGACUUUAAACACCCAAAGGACAUUUAAACACCCCGCUAAGAUAUUUAAAUCCCCCGCCACUCAGCUGUUGUAUCUCUCUCUCUCUCUCUCUCUCUCUCAGGAGGUUUGUUGACAGAAGGUUCUUCCCACACCUGCUCACACCUAUUCAGCGCGACACCUGUUCAUAAUGAGUGGCAGGACCAGACCCAAGCACCUGCAAAUAGUGACACCUGAAGAGGAGCUGGAGAACCUGAAGAACGAGGUCGGCGUGCUGCACCGUGCCGUGGAGAGCAAGAGUGCUGCUGUGGGCAUCCUGAGGGCUGAGCUACAGGAGUGCCAGAGAGAGAGGGACAAGUUCCGAACAUUAGCAGAACAGGGUGGAGGCACAACACUGCACCGCUCCCCAACCCUGGCCCCGGCAAAGGCAGCGUUGGGGGACCCUGGGCGCUCUGCAAUGCUAAGUGGAGCUGACGGCACUUUGGCUCAGCUGUUGUGUCAAGCUAAGGAAGAGAACCGUAUGCUAAGACAGGAGGCCACUGAGCUGAGGUGUCGACUGCAUGAUGCCCAGGCCGACACCAAGGUGCUGCGGGAGGAGGUGCAGCGGUGGCGGGGAGGUGGGGAGGGCCGGCGUGGCAGCCAGGCCAACACGGCACUCACCCAGCUGGCACUGCAAGAGCGGGAGCAGUUCAUAUCACAGAUGGAGGAGCUCAGUGCCAAGUGCCAGGCGCUGGAGGGGGAUGUGAGGGGCCUGGUGGAGGAGCGGGAGGAGCUGGUGAGGGAGCUGGAUGCCACUCACCACAAACUCCACCGCCUCAAUUUCAUCCUCAACACCCUCCUCAACUCCCCCCACCACCCUGCUGCUAACACCACCAGCACCACUAACACUGCAUCGUCCUCGGCUAAUGCUCCUGUGCCUCCCAAGCGUAUUGUUGACCUCGAUGGUAUUAUCACGGAGAACAGAUACCUGCAGCAGAGACUCAAACAGGCUGAGGAGGAGGUCACCCUGGCUAGGAGCAAUUCUUUCAAAUACAAGUCAGCCCUGGAGAGAUGUCGGUCACAGGGAUCCGUCAAGCUUGGCACCUCGGAAAAUCUCAUCGUCACCCCAAAGCAAGUGAGUGAGCUUCUGCAGGAGUACCGCGGGGAAGUGGGCGGCCUGGCGGAGAGUGACCUGCGCUCCCUGUGUGUGGCACUGGUGGAUGCCCUUGGCCAGCGUUCCAGAGCCCUACGCACCCAACGCUCCGCCAACAGGGUCCUCGUGAACCGUGUAAACGAACUGGAGCGUCGCCUUAUUGACCAGAACAGCCAGCAAGGAAACACCAGUGUGGGGAGCGACCAGCGGGCAGAGGAGGCCAUGUCGGACCUUCCACUGGCCACGCAGGAGCUCAUGGAGGGGUACACACCCCCUGCUGGUCGUGGGGGCUUAGCGUGGGUCAAGGAGGAAGAUGCAUCUCGUGACCCCAGAUUAUCGAAAUUCCUUGGACGUUUUUCCUCGUCUCAGCCUCCUGUGCAGAGAGAGACGGGUGAUGGCGGGGAUGCAGAGGCACAGCCGACUGGAGAACAGGAGUACACAGGUGAUAGGAACAUGGGCAGCGGAGCAAAGCGAGACACGAAGGAAAACACAGACAGGACAAACGAUAGGGAAAAUGAAAGCACGAGUGAGAAGAGCAAGGAUCAGAACAAGACAAACAAUACUAAUAAGAGUCACAAAGAAAUUAUCAGAGAGGAAGAGGAGGAGGAGGAGGAGGAGGAGGAGCAAGAGGAAGACAUCCCUCUCCUUGCCGCAGACCUCCACCAGCCUCAGAGACCCACAGAUGAUGACCUAGAGGAGAUAGUGCCCCUGGACCAGCUGGACGCAUACAUUAAGGAGAUGCAGAUGAAAAGGCGACGCUCAGCACACAAAGGGAAGGCGGAGAAGAGGAACGCAAAGAACGAAAAGGCGGAAACUGACGAACAAACAAACCUGAAGGAGAAGGAAACUGAGGCAGAGAAGGACGUGGAUCAAGGAAUUAGAGAGACAGAAGUGCGACAAGAAACAAAUGCACAGGGAAAAGCGAGCAAAGACGAGAGAAAGGAAACAAAAGAACAUAGACAUGAAGUACACGAGAGCAGCAGAGGAGAAGCAGAGGGAGAGACAACAGAACCAGACGAAGAGAAGAAAGACCCCAACGCAAAACAAGAAACGCACGAUAUAACAAACGAAGAAAAACAAAAAGCAAAUCAAAACACCACCAUCACAUCUUUAGAGAAAAACACCAAAGAGGACAAGGAGGAGGAGGGCGAUGAUGACGAUGAUGACGACAGCAUCGAUUUAGACCUCAGCGACUACGACAGCGACAACGACAACCUGGAUCUGGCGCUGAGAGAAUGGAAAAAUGACUGCGGAGGAAAGGUUGGAGGGGAGGUGUCUUCUCCAGUGCGGGGAGGGAAGAGGGAGAUGUUCAGGCUCUGGAAGAAAGAGAAGAGGAGCAGCGAUGAUCUGGAACUGCCUUCUGACCUCCAAGCACUCCUGGAUAAGGCAACUGCUGCGGCCAAGAUGGAGGACAGUGGCUGGACGACGUGAGGGCAAAAUAUCUCAGGAAUAGUAUUUAAAAAUUGUUGUGUUUUUUAAUCAGUUUUAUUUUUGUUUAGUGAUUCCUGUUGUUUGUUGCCUCUUAUUGUUUACAGUGUUAGUAUAUCAUUAUAAAUACACACACAUGUAUCAGUCUCUCGCUCUCUCUAUAACACACACACUAUUAAACAAAACACAAGCAUUAUUAAACUACUGCCAUCUCUAACUCUACCCAGUGCACACCAUGACCUCAAAUAUGUACACAAAAAAUACUGACACACACACACACACACACACACACACACACACACACACACACACACACACACACACACACACCACAUCACUUGCAAGAAA
Messenger RNA from Scylla paramamosain (green mud crab), 2959 nucleotides. Its product is annotated as ABC transporter F family member 4-like. Lineage: Eukaryota; Metazoa; Arthropoda; Malacostraca; Decapoda; Portunidae. The transcript is spliced from 9 exons. The record is from RefSeq and is a predicted model, not a curated record. Bases 242 to 2614 code for a protein of 790 amino acids.